AUGGAAAAGUUGGCAAACCUGGCGUGGCUUCAGACAAGAGGGCUAGGUAAAGCGUUAGAGCUUCCUAAGCUACACACCCUCACUGGGUUACAACAUCUUGAGAUCGACAUUGCAGUCAGCAAGGCAGUCAAUCAGCUGGGAGAUCUUACCCGUUGUUUAGGUCUCAGAGAGAUUAAUGUUGGCUGUCCAUCCCUGUUGGAGUUCCCAAGGUUAAAUGGAUUGCAGAAUUUGGAGAGAGUAAAAUUUAGUAUGUGUGAUAAAGUGAGAGAGCCCUUGGACUGCACAGAAUGCGUCGAGCUUCAAAGUAUUAUCCUCGUCAGUUGCUGCCGCAUGACAGCCACACCGGUCCUCACUGGAUGUAAGAGACUAUCCAAAAUUGUUUUGUCCGAAUGCGGUGCAGUGGAGGAAUGUCGAGAUAUGGAUUUGCCAAGAUCUUUAAAGACACUAGAGUUGCAAAUUUUAUCAGCAACUGCUUCGGUGCCCAAAAGUUUGGAGUCUUGUGACGGUCUUGAAAAUCUUCAAUUAUGGGAGAUGGGGGAACUUGAAGAGCUUCCGAGUUUCAGAAGUCUAUCAAAUUUGACUGUACUCAAAAUUGGCAAAUGUGGUAUAAGGGAGCCACCGGAUCUUACACAUUGUGUCAUGUUGGAGGAUCUUUACUUUUCCUCACUCACAAAUGUAAUAAAGUUUCCAAACUUAUCAUUACUGAGAAAGUUGAAGAAAUUAAUUUUAUGUAAUUGCCCUAGGGUUCAAGAUCCUCCAGAUAUUAGUGGUUGCCAUGAAUUGCAGUUAUUUUAUCUGCAGCACAACGAUAAUAUGAAGGGACUUCCAAACAUGGAUAAGUUCGCAAGUUUGGAGGAAAUCAAAGUCAGUUGGCAUUGUGAAGACGAGGUCACGUAUGAGGGAUUUAAUCCCGACGGUUGUGAAGCCGAUGACGAUCUUGAAACUUGUCUCGAUUGCUUCAAAGACGUGAUCCUGGAAAACUUAAAUGAUGUAUCUGUCCCAGAAGAAUUGGAGAAGUGGAUGCGGGGUAAGACAAUGCUGGCGAAGAAGUAUUUCCGUGGAUUGAAGCUCUACUACUCUGUCACAGCCCCCUAUGAAUCGUAUAAAAGCUUGAAGCAGCUUUACCGCCAAAGUCCUAUUACGCUCAGAUUGGUAGAGAGCAGAGUGUUGGUUUUCUCGACACUGGAGACAGAUAAUGAAGAUAAUCGUUGGUUAACUAGAGUGCGAGAGUAUUUUGCUGGACAGGAGAUUGCUCUUGCAAGUGCCGCCUCGGGUAAGGUUUCAGAACAAGCUUUAAAUGGUUUACAUAAUGAAAAAUGA
This is a messenger RNA of Cryptomeria japonica (Japanese cedar), 1320 nucleotides long. RefSeq lists its product as uncharacterized. The record is from RefSeq and is a predicted model, not a curated record. The transcript has a single exon. NCBI's taxonomy places the organism in Eukaryota, Viridiplantae, Streptophyta, Pinopsida, Cupressales, Cupressaceae. Bases 1 to 1320 code for a protein of 439 amino acids.